UUGACUCGUUACAAAAUGACAUGUACCAGUUGUUACUUUGUUUGGAAUAAUGUUUUUUGUCAUUUUAUUCAUCCAUAUUCAAAGCUUUACAAUAAACUCUAAUAUAUCAACACAAAACAGGCAAAGUUGUGAGUAUUCUGAAACAAAAUAUACAACAAGAAACAUAAGAGAAUACAACAAAAAGUUUACCGAUGAUGAACUCAACAAAGCUUUUGAUGAGAAUUUUAAAUUACAUAAAGGGAAAAAAGAAAAAUCCCUAGAUGGAUCCCAGGAGGCUCUGCAAAGAAAAUCAAGGGAUGCGGCGAAUACGAGUAACGAAGGCUUGGAAUGUUUGUCGUGCUAUGCGGACGGGAUUUCCGCUACAGAUGAGAAUUGUUAUAAGGGAUCAGGGGUUUCGACACAAAAAUGUUUGGAUGCCGAAAAGUGCUAUAUCGAACUUCACCCUUUAUACAUAAAAAGGGGAUGUGUAUUACCUGGAUCGCUAAAUAGAACGUUUGUAUGCAAAUGUCCUUUAUGUAACGAUAAGCCUUCGUACGACCCCGCCUAUUACGAAUAUACGAAACUUAGCGAUUGGGAAUAUGAUAACGAGCGCCUUAAGAAGCCUCUGAUGUCGAUUGCUUAGAAAUUCUUACGUGUCAUACACACAUCGCUGUUGGCAACAACUUGUUUUAAAAACAUAAAUAAAUCUUAUCAUGUAGUACUAGCAUGAAAAUAAGUGGGAUUAGCAUUGUUUUAACUAUUUUCGCAUUCAGAACAAGUACAGGGAAGUCACAGAAUAACAAUAAAUACUUACCGUCGUUUAGAAUACAUGCUGAAGAAUCAGAUCAUUAUGAUGGUGUAAAAUCUCAUAAAGAUAACGAAAGCAGUAAUCUUGUAGCUUUCUUAGUGGAAAAUGUUAAAAAGAUUUUUGACGAUUUACACGAAACUACUUCAAUAAUAGAUAGAUCAUUUGAAAAAUUAGAUACACUCUCGGAGGUACAAACACAAACUCUAAAUCAUGAUGAUGAAAAUGAAGAUGAAAAUAUUAAUGUUGAGAAAUCUUCUGAGGCUACAACAUAUAACACUAAAAUUGCUGGUAAAGUUGAUAAAGCAUAUAUUAAAGUUACAAAAAGAAGAAAAGUCAAUGAUGCUACUACAAUAAAUUAUCAGAUACAUUUAUCACGCGAUUUAAUGUAUCACAAAACUUCAUCUCUAGCUGAGCAACUAACGAAUCGUGCUGAGAAUAAUACAAAUUGUAACUUGUUGUAUGAAUCGCAAUUAGAAAGAUUUGCACAUCGACGUCGAUCGUGUAUCGCAUGUGAUAAUAUAAUGGCAAAAGAUUGUAGUGACCCCAAGAAUAAACUUGUGCCUUCUAUUUUAUGUGAACGUGAAGACGAUUUGUGUUAUUCAAUGCACACUCCAUUUGGAAUUAUCGAUCGUGGAUGUUUCAAUGUGAAUUACAAUAUUAGCACCUAUGUCUGUUCCUGCAAUCUUUGUAACUACAUAUCCAUUUCUGAAAUGCCAUAUAUUUUCUCCAGCAAGCGCGAUUGGGUCGAUAAUGUUGUUGAGCUCUCACGUACGAUACGAUUUAGAAAAUCGGUUUUUAAAGAUAUGUCUUGCUUGAGAUGUGAAGUUAACGUGACCACCGAAAGAGGAGAUAUGCUCGAUAGCGCAAAUUGCUUGGAAGGUAACGUGUAGAGGUUUAUUACCCAGAGAAAUAUGCGGCGAAGACGAAAUAUGUGUUGUGAAAUCAAUUAGAAGUCAAGGCUAUAUUUGGAGAGGUUGUGCUAAGUCUCCACUGUACAAUUACUGGUGGAAAUACUGUGACAGUGAUCUUUGUAACUAUGACAGCAUAACAUCUAUUUAUGACUUUUUGUAGCUAUAUCACUAAUUGGCUAUUGUAUAUGUAUAUUCAUUUCAAAUAUUAUCGUGACUAAAUUGUUUUAUACAAAUAAAUUAUAAAGUUAUU
Molecule: messenger RNA, 1948 nt
Organism: Bombyx mori (domestic silkworm)
Lineage: Eukaryota; Metazoa; Arthropoda; Insecta; Lepidoptera; Bombycidae
Exons: 5
Coding region: 706-1677 (323 amino acids)
Source: RefSeq, a predicted model, not a curated record